AUGCCACAGAACCGGCCUGAUUUGCAGUACAGUCAUAAUAUGGCAAACAAUAUGGCAUACCCUAGUCCUUCUCCGCACAGACAACUAAUGCAGCAGCAAAUAGUACAGCAACAGAUGCUUUUAAACCAACAAGCCAGGUCACAAGAAAUACUGACAUCGAGUCCUCAUACACGAUCCCAGCCUCAAGCAUUAGGUGCAGACGCCUUAUAUCAACAAUAUGGACCUCCAGGACGAAGAAGCGCCCUCUAUCAACGAGACGUCGACGUCAGAUCUAUGGCCAACUUUACUUCUUUAAAGACCGGCACUCAAACUCAGUGUGAAAAUUCGCAUUCUCGACCAGAUUUAAGAAGUCCUCAGCAACUGGAAAGAGAAAUUAUUCGUCAAAGAGGCUUCGUUGAAGGCAGACGAGCUUCAUCACAUCCUCACCUUCUAGACGAACAACAACCCAGACUUGAAUUAACAUCUCCUCCUAUUCGUGACCGCUCUCGAAGAAACUCACAUGGAAAUCUACUGGAAGGAGUGAGUGAAAUCGAACAUCAACAUAACCGUAUCGAUGAACGGGAAUCUGAUGACGGGGGAUUCAGAACACGACUUGCUGCUCAAGAAAGAUCAAGUCUUGAAGAUCGAAUAAGAACAAGCGGUCGAUCGAUUGAAUCUCAAAGAAUGCAAGAAAAUAUUUACAGAAGAACUCCAGAAAUACACAAAGAACGCAGAACGCCUGAAAUUCAUAGGGAAAGACGAACACCUGAGAUACAUAAGGAAUCUCGUAAAACGCCUGACUCUAUAGGACAGAAAACAAAAGAUGAGCAAGGAAUGUCUUCGAAUCAUGUGGAUAGGAAUGAUGAAAGUGUGAGUCAAAAGUCGGCUGAUAGCGUUUACAAUUCUAGCGGAAAAAUAGAAGCUUGUCAACCAUCGUCUUCAAGACAAACCCCAAAUAGGAUAGAAGACCUCAAAGCACAUGGGAAAAAGGGGGCCGGAUCUGGGGCUAGUUCAGAUUACGACAAAAACGGUGGUCAAUCAUCCAACGUAGAUUCUGGAAGAGGCAGUGUAGCGUACUCAAGUGGACGAAGACCUGAAGCUUUGCACGAUACUUCAGCUGAUUCGGAUGCGGUGGGACAUUCUAGAACGCAGCCACAACCAGGCACCAGCCAGCAGAUUGCAGGACCGAGUGGCGAGAAUGAAUGGGCAGAUCUGGUGGAGUGUGAGUUACGGCAGAUCUUGGAGCCGAAGCUGGCCGGCAUGCGACUCGACUCAUCAGGCAGCUCUGACAGCUCCGUGACACCUCCCCUACCGCCUCUCUCACCAUCCUCCGACAUGCAUAAAAGAAAUAGUCUUCCAGGGAGAUCAUCCGAGUACCCUGAUGAGCGACGGCGAGGUCGGGACUCACCUCGUUGGCAUUCUCACAAGAAACAUUCAUCGAAACGGGACCACCAUUAUAAAAAACAUCUGUUCGGCUUAGAUACCACCGAUAUGACAUCAACAACGACUCGCAGCCUGGAUCUUUCGUCACUUCUGGACGGGAGAACAGACAGUGAUGCGUCCACAGGAGAUGCGAGAGCUAUUAGAAGGCAGCUUAGAGGAUUAGAGAACAUGUAUGCUGAAGUUCUACAACUGCUAGGUGUAAGGAAACCAGCGAGUUUGUCCAAGCAUCCUACAUGGGAAUCGAGGUUAUCAUCAAAGCGUCGCUAUGGCAGUAUGUCAUCGUUGCCGUCGAGUUCUGUGAGUAGCCGUCCUGCACGUGACAAACGCCGGUCUAGCAACGAACAUAGAAAGAAGAACGAUCUCAAGGGUAUCAACAAACGCUUUCAACGUCUGGAGUCACACGUGGUGACGUUGGCGCGAUCCGUAGCUCAUUUGUCGAGUGAGAUGCGCACUCAACACCUCGUGAUGCAAGAGAUGGACAACAUACGGGCAGAGAUAGCCGCACUCAGGCACAUGUACAAAUCGCAGCAGUACAUCAGGUCGGGUCAGCGGCCCUCAGAUCCGUACUCGUUCAGUAACCCGGACCGCGUCAAGCGACUCACAAAGUUCUUCGGAGACGAGCCACCUCUCAUGAGGCUGUUCCUCAAAAAACUCGGAUAUGAGAGAUACGCAGCAUUGCUGGAAAAAGAGAAAGUGGGUGCAGCAGAGCUGCCGUAUGUGGGCGAGGACAAGCUGCGGGCGCUGGGCGUGCCGCUCGGGCCGCGCAUGCGGAUCCUCAAGGAGGCGGGACUGCACCACCACCUGCAGCUGCCCAGGGACGACCCGCACAACACCACCACCACGCUGGCUAUCGUCUGA
Molecule: messenger RNA, 2280 nt
Organism: Diatraea saccharalis (sugarcane borer)
Lineage: Eukaryota; Metazoa; Arthropoda; Insecta; Lepidoptera; Crambidae
Source: the annotation of a GenBank genome assembly